Candidula unifasciata is the source of this 272-nucleotide messenger RNA. The record is from the annotation of a GenBank genome assembly. Lineage: Eukaryota; Metazoa; Mollusca; Gastropoda; Stylommatophora; Geomitridae.
GCCCGAAAGUUGUCUUCACGACGCAAAUCAGCUCCCAGCGCUCUCCUAUUCAAAUCAUUGGCCAGCAUGAAAGCCAGGAGUCCAACUUCCGUCUGGUACAAUGCUGGGUUAAGCAAAAAAGACCAGGAUGUCAUAGCACAGUUCAAGCUGGCAGAUGGGGAUACAGACCGGGUUUAUGUCACCGAGGGUUCAGUACAGUUUGCUGCAGGCAUGCAAGUACAAGACCGCUAUCUGUUUCUAUUCACUGAUCUGUUACUUGUCACCAAACAGAA